AUGGGUGCGUGUAUGUCGUCAGGGGGGAUGGUGGAGAUCACAGAGGAAGAUAAGCGGAGGCACAGGGAAGCGGAGAAAUAUCUCAAGGAAGCCAGGACCAAGAUGGUUUCCCAGGUCAAAGUUCUUCUACUAGGCUCUGGUGACUCAGGAAAAUCGACGGUUCUCAAGCAAAUGCGACUGAUUCAUCGGGUGCCCUUCUCGGCAGCAGAAAUCGAGACUUACCGCCAACUGGUGUUCAAUAACCUGACAACGGGCAUGAAUUACGUCUUCGAGGCCAUGGAGGACAUGGAGCUCGAGAUUGUAGAGGAGAACCUGCCGCACGUGGAACUCAUUCAGAAUGCUCGGGAUAUUCGUGAACACGAACCUUUUCCUAUAUCAUACUACGAGCCUUUGAGAGCUCUUUGGGCUGACAGCGGGGUUCAACAGGCCUACGGAAGAGGAAAUGAGGCUGCUCUUCCUGAAAACCUGUCGUACUUUUUCCCUUCACUAGACAGAUUAUUCGACCCAUCGUAUCAACCAACCGAACAAGAUAUCGUCCAGUGUCGAGCUCGCACUAUCGGGAUAACCGAGACGACGUUUCAGCUCAGAGACCAUGAAAUGCUUAUGGUCGACGUCGGUGGUCAGAAGAGCGAGCGGAGGAAAUGGAUUCACUGUUUCCAAGAUGUCACCAGUAUUCUAUUUCUAGUCAGUCUAAGUGGGUAUGAUCAAUGCCUUGUCGAGGAUCGGGAUGCGAACCAAAUGCAAGACGCUAUGACAAUAUGGGACUCGAUAUGCCACUCGCAAUGGUUCAAGCAGACAUCAAUAAUCCUAUUCCUGAACAAGGAUGACCUCUUCCAAAAGAAGAUCUCUCACUCUGACAUCAAAAAUUUCUUCCCGGAUUACGAGGGUGAACCGGGGGAUGCAAAAGCUGGGCGAGAUUAUUUCCGGCGGCGUUUUACACGGCUCGCUCACAAAGCGGGACGUUCCAAAGAACGCGAGAUUUACAUCCAUGUAACAACUGCAACUGAUACGGAAAUGUUGAGAGUAGUAAUGGCUGCUGUUGAAGGUCACAUCGUUCUUCGAUCCAAUCUCCAAAUCGCGGCACUAAUUUAA
Messenger RNA from Suillus paluster, 1092 nucleotides. Its product is annotated as guanine nucleotide binding protein, alpha subunit. Gene Ontology annotation, molecular function: guanyl nucleotide binding; GTPase activity; G-protein beta/gamma-subunit complex binding. The transcript is spliced from 10 exons. The record is from RefSeq and is a predicted model, not a curated record. Gene Ontology annotation, cellular component: heterotrimeric G-protein complex. The coding region runs from base 1 to 1092 and encodes 363 amino acids. NCBI's taxonomy places the organism in Eukaryota, Fungi, Basidiomycota, Agaricomycetes, Boletales, Suillaceae. Gene Ontology annotation, biological process: G protein-coupled receptor signaling pathway.